Mytilinidion resinicola is the source of this 4281-nucleotide messenger RNA. RefSeq lists its product as uncharacterized. Lineage: Eukaryota; Fungi; Ascomycota; Dothideomycetes; Mytilinidiales; Mytilinidiaceae. The transcript is spliced from 7 exons. The record is from RefSeq and is a predicted model, not a curated record. Bases 439 to 4047 code for a protein of 1202 amino acids.
ACGCGUGUUCACAAAAAUAUAGAGGUUCUGCACUUCGGACUGAGCGAUCCCAGGUGCGCUAAAGAAAACUAUCGAAAGCCACCUGCGUGGUCGCUGCAUGGGAGGUGGCGCUACCGGGCUUUUGCUACCUACUGUACGAAGUAGUUGCCGUACUCCCGCCAGGCACUCUCUCUAAGCGACGCUACGAAUAACUACUUCAGACCACCACACGAGCGUUAGUAUCCCAACCCCUCAGUACUCCUUCAUAUUUGCCGCCUAUGGCAAACGAAAUCAGUCUGGCUGGUAUGCGGCAUCGCUUCAUCCGGGCGUCGCGAAAUCAGGCCAGUCUACACUUCGGUCCAUCCUCAGUCCAGGUAUUGCAGUAGCUCAGCAAUUCAUUGUCCCUCACACUCCCACAUCCUGCAUCUAACUGCGGAUACGAUAUCCUCAGCCUGAAGAAUGGCUUCAACUACUCUGCCCACGAUGUUAGAGCCUAGCACGCUGACCGCAGCUUCGACCGUCAUUGUACCCAUGGCAUUGCAAGCGCUCGUCAUCUCCGAAGACUUCAGAUUCAGCAACCUUCAAGUUGCUCCUCUCGUCCAGCCCAAUUUUACAGCGCUGCGGCCGGCCCAGGGAGAGGUAACGCAUGAUAUCAUGGAGCAACUGGAUGUCUCGGCCACCCGUCUAUCACCACACAUGAACACUCGCUCUGUCGAUAUGGUCAAAGUCGAGCCUAGAGAAGACCGCGUCGGCGUAUAUCUCAGCUGGUGCCUGCCUCAUCUCUACAGGACUGGUAUUACGGCCACGAAAAGUGCUGCCGAGCCCAAUACCAAGUCCCGCAAGCAAUAUGAUCAAGCUCGAGUGCGGGCUGGCUACUCGGUGAAUCACGAUGACAAAGGAGGAGACGUUCAAUUCCGUCCAGCACCAGACCGAUGGAUAGUGGCAAAACGGAACUGCUCAGGCGUCGAUGCCAACAUUGAAGAUGAUGAGCUCGGCGCCCGGGAUGCGCCAGACGUUGAAAACAUUACUUCGCCAGCCAUAGACCCCAAGUUGCCUCUCGAAAGCCAGUACAAGUCUUUCAUGGGUCGGUCAGUAUUCGCAGAGAACAGCCAGGACGGAAAGCAGAGAACGUACCGGCGGCCAUUCAACGCCUUCGAGUCCGGCAAUGAGUUUUUUGCCGACUAUCAGCCUUACAACAUGGGCGUGUUCUCCGUAUUUGAUGACUUGGGUGGUGCCACAGAUGCCACUUUCGACUACCUCGUCUUUGGCUACCACUCCAAUCCAUCUGAUGAUCCUCUUGCGAUUGUCAACCAGCUUUCCCAAGGCACCGAGUUCUCAAACAAGAAGCUACUGGACGCUUUAUCGCUGGUAGCAGACCCUACCGGUGCUGCAUCGUUCCUCCGCGCACCCGCUAGUCCUUCCGGGCGCACGCUUACCCACGGAAUCUUGCGUAAUGUUCGUUUCAACAGCAAGAGCUGGAAUUUGGAAACUCCGUCUGUCAAUCUGCAAAAGCUGAUGUACAUAGUCCAACCAGUCGUGGUUGGAACACACGCUCUUGACGCACUUGCGGCCUACCUCCAUGUCCAGCUCGGACCAGAUGACAGCACUAGCGCCGUACACAAGUUGCUUGGCCAGUUGAUAAUGCUGAUCGUUCGCCGAGAUGACGUUAUGCUCAGCGGAACGAUAUGGAAGCUGCCUAAGCAUACCGAUGCUUCUAGCCCUCAGGCCGAUGAGCUUGCCCCGACUGAUGCCCAUCGUAAGCUGCUUGACAAACUUAACGCAGCACAGAUGCAUAGCUUGUUCGGGUGCUGGUGGAACGCCGUUGGUUUGCGCAGAUUGCCUAGGUCAGUACACCACACAAGACGAGUUGCCAUCAAACGUGAAGCCAGAGAAAUAGCCCAGAGAGCCCAGAGCUUAGAAGUCACCAAGCAGAAGCACCGGCGCUUGGUCAACGAUACAAAAGACCAGCUCAAAUCUUUGAUGAAUGGGAAACAAGCUUUGGCGGCAUCUGGACGGGCUUUCGGCGUGCAUCAAGACCCUACUAUCCUGAUUGCUGGCGCACAGUCGGGUUGGCCGAAGAAUUUCUCGGACCCUCUGCCUGUGCGAUUAGUAUCACAGGUAUCAACACUCGCGGAUACCCCGAAGCCGCCGAAUCCUCGUUAUGCAGGUCUCGAUGAGUACAUAUCCGCACUGGUGACGGAGCCAUAUGGCAAGUGGCCUGAGAAUCCAUACAACGAAAUGGAAGAUAUGAAAGGACAGCAAGGUUGGUUCCCAUUGUUCAUCGAGUGGGAGGUCGAGUACUACCACAUCCCGUUCAACAUGUGGUCAUUCGAGCCAGACGAACUCAGCGGUCGCUGGCGAUAUGUGAUUGCAGGGCACAAAGCUCUCGCGGAUUCCCCCGUUGGCGCCGACCGUCGCACCAUUCAUAGCCGGACGGCCAUCACACCACAGUCGGGCAUGACGCUGCGAUCGCGGCUUGAUCAACUCUUUGCGAAGAAGACUGAAAACGUGCUUGACGAUGAGCUGAAAGACACAGCUGCAGACAGAGAGAAGGCCCUUGAGGCAGCGGCGCGUCUCGAGUAUUUUUCAUCUCCCUUAGGUGGCUUUACUGACCACUUACUGACCUUGCGCUGCGGUAACAGUCCGCGACCCGAUCAAAAAGACGCCGAGAUGCAAAAUGCUCUGGGUCUUCAUGCUCAUGCUAUGCAUCUGCUCGACGGUGUUCAUGAGCUCGCGCCGUAUGGUUUCACGACGCCACUGCCUCCAACAUACACAGCUUUCAGCCCAUUCAAGCCGGUGACACAUGGACAGGUGCGAUUUACGAACCUCAUCAUCGUUGACAAGUUCGGCCAGGUCGUCUCAGCGAUCAAACCUGCAGAAGCAGGUCAACACAGCUCCGCGCUGUAUCCCUGCAUCUCUCCCAGCCUGGCAUGCGGCGUCCUAGACGGAGAAAGCGAGAAGUACUUCCCUAACACGGCGGUGAAAGCUGACGAAGAUGCGAACGUCUGCCAAUUCUUCCAGAUCCCGCCACGGAUUAACCAGCGCGCUCGCCUUACUGCUUGCUUCGUCAUGCCGACUGAGAAGGAUGGCGACCCUCGGCGCAUCGCAGGCGAAUGGGACAACCCAUCGAAGACGACAGCGUCUGCUCUCGGUCCUGCUGGAUCGCAUUUGCAUCCAACGGUAGGCCGAUUGGCCAAGUUCGUCAGUAGAAUGCUGGAGGAUUACUACUUCACCGACAGCCUUUUCUGCAUGCUCGUUGAGGCCGUCGACUCGGUACGCUCGACGAGCGCAGAUUUUGAAUCCAUGCUUCCAGCAGCCUUUAGUCGUCCGUUCUGCCUCGCUGACGUCGGCGUCUCCAUAGAGCUCGCGACGCCACCCUUGCAAGAUGCUUCGCUGCUCACCUCGCCCCCAGACCAGCACGUGCCAGAGCGGGAGCUCCUCGGAUACGAGUUCCCUAUCGCGCUCGGCAAUCACACAGCAGCCUUCGACGGGCUAGUCGGGACCUUCAGCAGUCGCGAAAACAUUGGCGCCAUCUCAACGGGCUACGGCCUUUCGCGCCAGAAGGUCCCCACGGGCGCGGAUUCCCAGCUCGAGCCGCUGACAGAGCCGCUGAAGGCGAAGCCGUACUUCCUCCCCGGCGAUACCCUAGACAUGCCAUCCGCGCACGCCGCCCAGCUCAAAUGCAUCAGCGCCAUCCUCGACCCGCGCUGCCCGAUCCACACGUACUCCGGCUCGCUCUUCCCACUGGUCGAAAACAUGCAUGCCUUCUUCGCAGUAGGGCCGCUGCUGGUGCCGCAUCUGCCGGAGGUAGACCACAAAUUCCGGACGCAGAUCGGCACCCGUGUUAUUAGGAGCGAGCUUGAUAAGGAAAGGCCGGCGGUGCAGAUGACACUUGGUGGGCCGGAUGGCGGAUGGCAGUGGCUGCAGCCGAGGAUAGAUGUGAAUACUGAGUGGGAUACGAUGGGGAUCAGGCCGGUGGACGAUCAUUUGAAAGUUGAGGCGGCCGCGGAGACGCAGUUGGUGGAGGGCUUUGUGUUGGUGCACAAGAGGGAGCCUGUAAAGGCGUGAAGGAGUACGCAAAAAUUCCAUGAUGCUAAGGUUCGGAUUUCGGCUUGCUAGAAUAGAAGUCGCUGCCCUUCUUAAUGAGAUGAUGUAUUUUGGAGGCGGCGUGCUAGACAAACAAGCGAAAUGUAAAACUUGCUUCCUUAAAGAGAUGCCAGCGCCGUAGAUACUGGAAUUAGAGAGCGAAAAAAAAACCCCCGAGUUGUAGCCACGCAGGAUGAUAACAAUUAGCAUUUUAAC